AUGAAACUUUAUAUAGUGUUUUUGGUAAUUUGUGCGGUUGUCUCUCAAAAGGAGAACACAGAAUUGUCCAAGGAGGACUAGACCCUUUUGGAUAGUAUGGUUAAGGACAAAUUCGGAAUGAACGUCUUAAAUGAUAUACAGAGCGAGUACAGAAAAGAUUCUGAAAAGACGGAGUAAUUGUUGAGGAUUGAAAGUUUACUGAACACCAUCGAAAGAUAGAUAGCCUAGGACGAGUAGGACGAUCUAGAAUAAUUGACUAAGGACCAAGAACUAUACAAUUAAUAAUAAGAGAGUUUGAAAGAGAAGAUAGCAGAAGCCCAAUAUGAUCAUAGUAGCAUCGGUGCAACGAUCAGAUUGUUGGAGGAUGAAUCCAACAGAUAUGAUACUAGAAUAAAUGAGAAAGAGAAUAUCGUGAAUGAAUAUGAAUCAACUCUAAUUUAAUUGGAGGAGAUCAGAUAACAUGAAAGUGCCUAUUUCGAAAUUACCAGAGAUGACUCAUUUGCCAUAUGCAGUUUAAUCAAGAGAGCCAGAUAUUUGAUUAGGGAAUUAUUACCUAGAAGUCCAAGGAAUGUUGCAUUUGUUCAGCAAUACACUUAUGAAGAUAAUUCUCAUCAAUUCUCUAGUGCUGAUGUCUUGUAAUAAAUGAGAGAUCUCUAAGUUGAGGCUUAAGAGACUCUCCAAAACAAUGAACCAUUUCUGAAGAUCAUAAAUGAAUUUGUAAGUGUUUCUACUCAAACUGAAGCAGUUAUUGACACUACUAGAGCAAAUGCCAUCAUUAAUUUAUUCUAAUAAUUAUACGAUCAAGUAGACAGUACUAGUAGAGUGUAAUUAACUGCUGAAGAUGAUAGAGAAAACCUCCAUUAAAGAGUUAAGGAUCAAAUCAAUGGAGAAUUGGACUAUUUACACUUAUAACUCUCCAUUCUCUACGAUGAAUAGGAUGGUGUAGAAGCCCACAUUGUCGCAGCUCAGAUGGAUCAGAAGGAUGGCGAAUAGAGAUUGGCCAAUCUGAAAUAGUCUUACUAGGAUUUAUAAAAGUGCAAGGAGGAUUCAAAGGUUAAUUACGGAGUCAGAUCGAAGGAGAGGAAGGAACAAUUGAAGUUAUUAAGAAAAGCCAGGGAUGUGCUAUUGAAUGAGUUCGAUGCUGUGAGAUGCUAUCUUGAGGGUAUUCUUAGUCGAAGUUUGAGUCAGGAAUGAUAUUGUUAUGAUUAAUCUAAAUAUUACACAAAAGUCC
Messenger RNA from Paramecium tetraurelia, 1231 nucleotides. RefSeq lists its product as uncharacterized. Lineage: Eukaryota; Ciliophora; Oligohymenophorea; Peniculida; Parameciidae. The record is from RefSeq and is a predicted model, not a curated record. The transcript has 7 exons.